AUGAGUAUAUACACACUCGCAUACUUGCACUUUCACUCCGUCUACAAGAACACCCACAGAAUGUUGCAUCUUCCAGACCGCAUACAGAGCGCCGAAAGGAGCAAAACGGUGGCGAUGGAUACGAGCGGUUCAAGCACCACACCCAAUCCUAAACCCACUGCGUUUCCACCGCUCCAGCACAGGAUGACGUUCCACAGAACGAAAGGAUCGUUACUACGCCCACCACCGAGUCAGAAGGUGGACAUUGAUCGAUGUAGCGAUAUAGGACAGCUGCAGGAGAUAAUCCACCGCUUCGACAGGCUGUCUACGAAGAAGCUCCUCCCUGUGGAGACACUGGCAGCGAAGCGGGAGCACGCACAGAGGCGCAUCAGCGAGCUAGAGAAGAGGGAUGAGGAGAAAGUGCACGAGGGUAUAUCCAAUAUGUCAUUGAAGAGUGCCACCGAGAAACCAGUCGACUCGAGCGUCUUCAUGAGCACACACGAUUCACUAGCUCUCCAGAAAGAGGAGGUCACACGACAGGAGAGUGCGCGCAUGAUGAGCGAGGUCGUUCACAGUAGCAGAAAGGCGCAGGAUGAGGCUUAUGCGCAGUUCGUUAGUGAUAGCGAUGAUAGCGAGGAUAGCCAAGACGACGAUAAUUGGCUCUUGCCCUCCUUCUCGCGUCGUAGGGGAGACGCACACAGCGCGCACGAUGAGCAAGAUGAGCAACUCGAACAGAUAAACAACCUCGAUAUCAAUGAGGACGAGCUGACUAAUGCACACGUAGACGCUGCAGGCAGUCUGCUCGAGCGUGGCGAUACGUAG
Messenger RNA from Wallemia ichthyophaga EXF-994, 801 nucleotides. RefSeq lists its product as uncharacterized. The transcript has a single exon. The record is from RefSeq and is a predicted model, not a curated record. Lineage: Eukaryota; Fungi; Basidiomycota; Wallemiomycetes; Wallemiales; Wallemiaceae. Bases 1 to 801 code for a protein of 266 amino acids.